Molecule: messenger RNA, 2088 nt
Organism: Xiphophorus hellerii (green swordtail)
Lineage: Eukaryota; Metazoa; Chordata; Actinopteri; Cyprinodontiformes; Poeciliidae
Exons: 4
Coding region: 520-1437 (305 amino acids)
Source: RefSeq, a predicted model, not a curated record
AAGAGUGCAGAUGUUUUGGUCAACUGCCCAGUUUCAACACAAAAGUUUAAUUUAAAUUUGCACCAAAUGUUUUAAGACUAAGCAAGUACAUAAAUAAGAGUUAGAGCUGGUACCUAUCCAGAGUCGGGAUUUUGGCACAAUUAUUAUUCCACCAUACCUAUUUUCAAUGGCCAUUGAGGGAAAGGAGAGGUUCAUCCUGAAUAGGUCACCAAUCUAUUACAGCUGAGGCAAAUAAAUAAAGCAUAGAAUCAAAAAUAGCAAAAAAUAAAUAAAUAAAAAAGAAAAGAAAAAAUGCUACAGAAAUUCAUAUAUAAAAAUGGGAUGUGUUGAAGCUCAAGAAAAGAAAAUGGUUACAUCUAAAUUGAAACAGUCAAGCUGAGAAAAGGAAGUAAAUGUAUUUCUCCGUAGCUUGGCGCCACCUAUCUGUCACUUCGUUUAAAUAACUUUUUUUGGGGUGAGGGGAGCGAUUGGUUCUUCGCGGGGGUCAGGCCUGCCUGCAGCUUCACUACAGGUGACGUGAUGCCUCAGUGUGAGUUCAGAUUCGAGUCCGGACGAAAGGGAGUUCAGCACAACACCUGUAAGCCCAACGAUCUGCCCAACGGUCACAUUCCUGAUGCACGUUGGGUUAACAGGGCAAGGCGCCGACAUGGAGCCAGCGAGAGUACGAAUGCUGGCUCUCUGGACCGCAGAGACUGGAGUACUAAAGUUGUGUUUCCGAAGAACCCCGGGAAACAAAAGGGCGCUUUUUCACCUGUCACUAAUGAUACGCCAGCUGGAAGAGGGAGAGUUGCAGAUGUGCCUCGGUACACUACAGCCAAUGGCCACCAACGUGGAGCCAGCGAGAGUACGAAUGCUGGCUCUCUGGACCGCAGAGACUGGAGUACUAAAGUUGUGUUUCCGAAGAACCCCGGGAAACAAAAGGGUGCUUUUUCACCUGUCACUAAUGGUACGAGAGCUGGAAGAUGGAGAGUUGCAGAUGUUCCGCAGUAUGCUGCGGCCAAUUGCGCCGCCAGUUUUGGUGUCACUCGUUACUAUAAACCUGAACAAGCAGCACCAGACCCCAGAUUUUCUGCAUCCGAGGAGAAACGAGGAGGAAAUAACCGCUUCAGAAACAAGAAGAAAAGAGGUAUGGACAUGACCUUUCCAGAAGGUUAUAAGCCACUCCUGAUGUCCUUGCAAGAGAAGGAAGACUGGGACAAAGAGAUCCAAGAUGUCACUCUCAAAAAGAGGGUGGAGUUGAAUGUAGUGACCGUGCCUUAUGGUCCGGAGGACGUGCUCCACUUCUCUCUGCAGGAUUUGUCACUUCGGCAAAACAACAUGGCCGAUGCAUCGGUGGCGGCUAAUUACAGUCCAGCUGUGCACCACGCACAUCCGAUACGAUGGCGCCGCUACCGCUUUGCCAUUCAAUCAGAGCAGUUUGCAGACGCCGAGGAGUGAGGCAGGCGCUAGCCACAUAUCGUAACCAACAUCUUAUAAGACCUUGGUGCUUAGCGUUUUUUACAGUUGACCCUAUGUGGGGAUCCUGGAAAGUAGCUGUGAAUAGAAUAUUUGUCAUAUGGUCUUGUUUUUCCCAUGAAUAUGGCUUAGUUUUCAUAAAUUAAAAGGUAAAUAUUUACUUAAAUUUCAACAUCAAAUAUGUUGUCUUAAAUUAUAAGAUAGCACAAGUUGCAUGUAGUUUCUUCCAUGUUAUAUUUUAUCUGAUCAUUUGUUUUAGGAUUUUAGUUUGUUUAUUUGUUGUUGUUUUGAAAUGAAUCAUUUAGCUUUUGCCUUUGUGGUCUUAAAUGUUUUUAGUUGUUUUCCAGACUUUGUUGUUCUGCCAUACUUGUGUUUUUAUAUUUUUCAAUAUAAAUUUAAUAGUUUUGUUUUAAAUGGCCAAAAGACUGUUGAGGAUGUUGAUGGUGGAUCAUUUAAGAAAAAAAUUCAAAGGAUUGUUUAUAAAAUAGCACGUUCAUCAACAACAUGUAGUUUGUAUUUUAAUUUUUAAUUUAAUAGUCAAAAAAGUAAGCUUCGAAGUGGAAGUAUGGUUUAUGUAACACCAACUAAUCAGCUUGUUAAUUUUCUUUGCCAGAAUAAAAGAUUUUCCUCAGA